Messenger RNA from Brienomyrus brachyistius, 1122 nucleotides. RefSeq names its product ankyrin repeat and SAM domain-containing protein 1A-like. Gene Ontology annotation, cellular component: cytosol. Gene Ontology annotation, molecular function: protein binding. The coding region runs from base 203 to 1099 and encodes 298 amino acids. The transcript is spliced from 5 exons. NCBI's taxonomy places the organism in Eukaryota, Metazoa, Chordata, Actinopteri, Osteoglossiformes, Mormyridae. The record is from RefSeq and is a predicted model, not a curated record.
ACGUAUCGCGCGCGGAGGAAGUUUCCCCCGGUGGUGCUGAAAGAAAGUUUCGGCGGAGCCGCGGAGGGGAGCGGCGGAAUGGGAGUGUGACGCGCCGGGAGUGGCGAGUCAGCCGCCCUACCUGUCGCUGCUAACUAGGCUGCUUGCGUCGUCGCUGCUCUGCGCUCUCGGCCCCCCCCGUCUGCCCCUCUCUUCGUCCGAGAUGGGGAAGGAGCAGGAGCUCCUAGAGGCGGCCCGCACCGGGAACCGCGCCGCCGUGGAGAAGCUCCUGUCCGCGAAGCGGCAGUCUGCCGGAGUCGGCGGCGGCUCCUCUGGAGUCGGAGGAGCGGGCGGCAGCGGUAUCGGCUCCUCGUCUCACGCACUCUCCAGUCUUCUCAGCAUCUGGAGGGGCCCCAAUGUGAACUGCGUGGACAGCACUGGAUACACCCCCCUCCACCACGCCGCCCUCAACGGCCACAGUGAUAUCGUGGAGCUGCUCCUGCGGAACGAAGCCCUGACCAACAUCGCCGACAACAAGGGCUGCUACCCGCUGCACCUGGCUGCCUGGAAGGGUGACCAGCGCAUCGUGCGGCUGCUCGUCCACCAAGGGCCGUCCCACCCCAAGCUCAAUGGGCAGAACUCUGUAGACCCCAGAGAGUUCAAACGCUGCGGCCCGUUUGACCCGUAUAUUAACGCCAAGAACCUUGACAAUGAGACUCCGCUGCACUGCGCAGCCCAGUACGGCCACACCGAGGUGGUGCGCCUCCUCCUGGAGGAGCUGACGGACCCCACCAUGCGCAACAGCAAGAUGGAGACUCCACUGGACCUGGCAGCCCUAUACGGCCGGCUGGAGGUGGUGAAGCUGCUGCUGAGUGCCCACCCCAACCUGCUGAGCUGCUCCACCCGCAGCCAUACACCGCUGCACCUGGCCGCCCGCAAUGGCCACCUGGCUGUGGUGGAGGUACUGCUGGCUGCCGGCAUGGACAUAAACUACGAGGUAAGGUCCCGCCCCAACCCCCUGUCCCUCUGUGGUAUCAGUCCACCAGAUUACCCGAACAUCUAUGAACUGGAAUCUCUCCCUGACCGCACCCUACUCCUUUGUGGUUUGGGCCCCGAGUGACGUCACAGUACCAGUUACCGAUU